GAGAGAGGAAUAGGGGAUGUUGUGUCCUGGAAUUCAAUUGUGUCAGCUUAUGUUCAGAGUGGAGAUUCGAAGAAUGCACUCUCAAUGUUUGAUCGGAUGAUGGGCGAUUUUAGUGUACGCCCAGAUGCUUUUAGCUUAGUUAAUGUUCUUCCUGCUUGUGCUUCGGCUGGGGCACCAAUGUGGGGUAAGCAGAUUCACAGUUAUGCUAUUAGGAGAGGAUUAUUUGAAGAUGUGUUUGUGGGUAAUGCCGUUGUUGAUAUGUAUGCUAAGUGUGAGAUGAUGGAUGAGGCAAACAAGGUAUUUGAGAUGAUGGAAGAAAAGGAUGUGGUUUCUUGGAAUGCCAUGGUUACUGGGUAUUCUCAGAUUGGUAGACUUGAUGAUGCUAUUGGUUUUUUUGAGAAGAUGAGGGAGGAGAAGAUUGAGUUGAAUGUUGUCACUUGGAGUGCUGUGAUUGCAGGGUAUGCUCAGAGGGGACACGGUUAUGGAGCGCUGGAUGUGUUUCGGCAAAUGCAGGCGUGUGGCUCUGAGCCAAAUGCUGUUACCCUCAUAUCUCUUCUUUCAGGGUGUGCCUCUGCUGGAGCACUGAUUCAUGGAAGGGAAACUCAUUGUUAUGCAAUAAAAUGGAUCCUGAACCUAGACAGAAAUGACCCUGGAAAUGAUAUAAUGGUAAUCAACGGUCUGAUUGACAUGUAUACUAAAUGCAAGAGUCCCAAAGUUGGACGAAUGAUGUUUGAUUCUGUUGCACCAAAGAAAAGGAAUGUGGUGACUUGGACUGUGUUGAUUGGUGGAUAUGCCCAACAUGGGGAAGCUAAUGAGGCACUAGAACUCUUCUACCAGAUGCUCAGACAGGAUUUUCCCCUAAAGCCAAACGCUUUUACUAUAUCUUGUGCCCUGAUGGCUUGUGCUCGUCUGGGUGCCCUGAGGUUUGGUAAGCAAAUUCAUGCUUUUGUACUACGCAAUCAGUAUGAUUUUGUGAAGCUGUUUGUGGCCAAUUGCCUUGUUGAUAUGUAUUCCAAAUCUGGAGACAUUGAUGCUGCUAGAGUUGUGUUCGACUACAUGCAACAAAGGAAUGCUGUUUCUUGGACUUCACUAAUGACAGGUUAUGGAAUGCAUGGUCGCGGUGAAGAAGCCCUGCAAGUUUUUGAUGAGAUGAGGAGAGUGGGGCUGGUGCCUGAUGGUGUAACCUUUGUUGUUGUCCUCUAUGCUUGCAGCCAUUCUGGAAUGGUUGAUGAAGGAAUGAGGUACUUUAACAGCAUGAGCACGGAUUUUGGGGUUGUUCCUGGGGCAGAACACUAUGCUUGCAUGGUUGACAUCUUGGGUCGUGCUGGUCGCUUGGAUGCCGCAUUGGCGCUGAUCAAAGGCAUGCCUAUGCAACCAACACCAAUUACAUGGGUGGCCUUGCUCAGUGCUUGCAGGACCCAUGGGAAUGUUGAACUUGGUGAAUAUGUUGCACAUCAGUUAUCAGAGACGGAGUCAGAGAAUGAUAGUUCAUGUACAUUGCUUUCAAACAUAUAUGCCAAUGCCAGGCGUUGGAAAGAUGUGGCCAGAAUCAGAUUGUUAAUGAAACAUACGGGCAUCAAGAAGAAGCCCGGUUGCAGUUGGGUGCAAGGAAAGAAAGGCAAUGCAACCUUCUUUGUGGGUGAUAGGACUCAUCCACAGUCUCAAGAAAUUUAUGAGACCCUUGCUGACUUGAUUAAACGGAUCAAAGACAUUGGAUAUGUCCCUGAGACAAGCUAUGCACUUCACGAUGUCGAUGAUGAAGAGAAAGGAGACCUUCUUUUCGAGCAUAGUGAGAAGUUGGCUUUGGCCUAUGCAAUCCUAACUACUCCACCAGGCGCACCUAUCCGGAUCACCAAGAACUUACGUGUCUGUGGAGAUUGCCAUAGUGCGAUUACCUACAUAUCCAAGAUUGUUGAGCAUGAAAUCAUAUUGAGGGACUCAAGUCGCUUUCAUCAUUUCAAGAACGGAUCCUGCUCCUGCCGAGGCUAUUGGUGACAAAAGAAGUUAUCCUAGUUUGGAUAUCAAAAGAUUUGCAGUGGUGGGAUAUCAUCACUCACAUGGUUUUACAAUGUUUGCUAUGGGCAAUUUCUGGAAGAUUUGGGAUCCUCAUAGGUGUUCUGCAUGCCCGUAAAGUAAAGUAAAGGU
Messenger RNA from Prunus avium (sweet cherry), 2145 nucleotides. RefSeq names its product Tetratricopeptide repeat (TPR)-like superfamily protein. Gene Ontology annotation, biological process: RNA modification; proteolysis. Gene Ontology annotation, cellular component: intracellular membrane-bounded organelle. Gene Ontology annotation, molecular function: protein binding; cysteine-type peptidase activity; zinc ion binding. The record is from RefSeq and is a predicted model, not a curated record. NCBI's taxonomy places the organism in Eukaryota, Viridiplantae, Streptophyta, Magnoliopsida, Rosales, Rosaceae.